AUGGCUGCGUCUUUGGUGAAGUCCUUGUCGAAAUUGUGCAUUAAUGCCCCAAAAGCUAAUCUGCUGCCGAACUCGCCAUGGCUAAAAGGUACUUCAUCUUUCCAGUUUUCUACCCUGAGAAAUCAGACGACAUUGCUGAAAAAAAAUCAGUCUCUCCUCCCUGCAAUGAAGACUGGUUCAGCACUGGACCACCGUUCUUUACUUCAUACAACUUCAGUUUGUGCAUCAACAUACGAACGAAAGCUGUGGCGGGAACCCAGAGUCAUAGACCGUUUUUAUAGGCUUCACUGGGGUGCCUGGAUCCGUACUCGGGGUGGAAGGAAAAAAAAGCUGUACAAAAAAACAGCUAAACACAGGGCAUAUUUGCAGCAGCAUAUUUUCUGUACUGCGGGUCAGAGUAUAAAACUUAGUAGGUUAGUCACGGAACACUGGAAAGAGCCAAAGUAUUUUGUGGACACACCAUAUGAUCCGUACCAUAAAAGAACCAACUGUAGUUUUUUCCCUAAUUACCCAAAAUUUUAUCCUUAA
Molecule: messenger RNA, 528 nt
Organism: Candidula unifasciata
Lineage: Eukaryota; Metazoa; Mollusca; Gastropoda; Stylommatophora; Geomitridae
Source: the annotation of a GenBank genome assembly